This is a messenger RNA of Eruca vesicaria subsp. sativa (arugula), 1776 nucleotides long. The record is from the annotation of a GenBank genome assembly. NCBI's taxonomy places the organism in Eukaryota, Viridiplantae, Streptophyta, Magnoliopsida, Brassicales, Brassicaceae.
AUGGACGCUCUUCUUCAAGUCUCUGUUGAUGGUUUCAGAUACGACAGCAACGGAUCUGGAUCUGGAACUUGCUGCAAACUCAGAAACAAUCUUGAUUCUGUUGACAACCAGUCUUCACCGACAGAUUCUCCACCGUCAAUAUGUCAGGACAACGCUCCUGUUCUCAAGUACAUCAACGACAUGUUGAUGGACGAAGAAGAUUUCGUGGAGGACAAUAUUGCCUUACAAGCUGCGGAGAGAUCCUUCCACGAGUUACUCCACCAACCAUCUUCGGAUUCUGAUCAGAACUCAACUUCCUCCGGAAACUCCACCACAACAACAACAACAACUUUAACGGAUUCAGGAGAAUCUCAUAGAAAGUACCGUCAUCGAGACGACGAAGAAGAUGAUAUUGGAAACGGUAGGAGAAACAAACAACCAGCAACCUUUGUCUCGGACAUGGAAGAGUUAGCAGCAAAGUUGGAGCACGUGUUGUUGAUAUGCAAAACAAACCAAGAAGAAGACUCUUCAUCAGCAAUAACAACAACAACAAAGAAACAGAAUCCUCCACCAAACAAAGCAAAAGGCUCAUCAAACAAAUCCAAGGCACUUAAAUCCAACGCAGUUGAUCUCCGUAGUCUCUUGACUCAAUGCGCACAAGCUGUAGCGAGCUUUGACCAUAGAAGAGCAACAGAGAAGCUCAAGGAGAUACGUUCAAACUCUUCAAACACCGGAGAUGGGAUUCAAAGAUUAGCUUUCUACUUCGCAGACGCCCUCGAGGCACGUAUCACAGGCAUCAUCUCGCCUCCUCUCUGUACUGCGUUUCCUUCUAGUACAACAUCAAUGGUCGACAUCUUGAAGGCUUACAAGCUCUUCGUCCAUGUUUGUCCCAUCUACGUAGCGGAUUACUUCGCUGCAAACAAAUCAAUCUACGAGCUCGCCUUGAACUCAACUAAGCUUCACAUCAUUGACUUUGGGGUUCUCUACGGCUUUCAAUGGCCUUGUCUGUUACUAGCACUAUCUAAAAGACCAGGAGGACCUCCAAAGCUUCGUGUGACAGGAAUAGAGCUUCCACAGUCUGGUUUCCGACCUUCAGACAGGGUUGAGGAAACUGGUCGGAGAUUAAAAAGAUUCUGUGAUAUGUUCAACGUCCCGUUUGAGUUCAACUUCAUAGCUAAAAAAUGGGAAAGCAUCACUCUUGAUGAGAUAACGAUCAUUCCAGGAGAGACAACGGUUGUUAACUGCAUCCACCGGUUACAAUACACUCCUGACGAGACAGUCUCACUAGACUCACCGAGAGACACGGUUCUGAAGCUCUUCAGAGAUAUCAACCCUGACCUCUUCGUCUUUGCGGAGAUCAACGGGAUGUACAACUCUCCUUUCUUCAUGACGAGGUUCAAAGAAGCUCUCUUUCAUUUCUCUUCACUCUUCGACAUGUUUGACACAACAAUACAAGCGGAGGAUGAGUACAAGAACAGGGCGUUGCUGGAGAGAGAGUUGCUUGUGAGAGACGCCAUGAGUGUGAUAUCUAGUGAAGGUGUUGAGAGGUUUGCAAGGCCUGAGACGUACAAGCAGUGGCGUGUUAGGAUAUUGAGAGCAGGGUUUAGGCCGGCGAUGAUAAGUAAGGAGAUUUUGAAGGGUGCUAAAGAGAUUGUGAGGAAACGUUACCAUAAAGACUUUUUGAUUGAUAGUGAUAGCAACUGGAUGCUUCAGGGGUGGAAAGGAAGAGUCAUCUAUGCUUUUUCUUGCUGGAAACCUGCAGAGAAGUUAACAAGAGACGAUCAUAUAAUCAUUUGA